Linum tenue is the source of this 4986-nucleotide messenger RNA. NCBI's taxonomy places the organism in Eukaryota, Viridiplantae, Streptophyta, Magnoliopsida, Malpighiales, Linaceae. The record is from the annotation of a GenBank genome assembly.
UAAUAAUUUUCUAUUAUCUUUGAAUAACAUCGUUGACUAGAAGGAACAACACAUCCAAUCUAUUCCUUCCUUCCGUUUCCUCCCAACCAUAAACUCAUCUUUUCUCCGUUCUUCCUUGUUCCUCCUCCCAAUCUCCACCCCUUCUCCUUCACCCGCCACGCCUGCAGGCUCCUUCUCCUUCACUCACCGUCUUGCCUGGUAUUGUCCAAUUCCUGCUCUGGGUCCUAAGCUCGAAGUCGUGGCUUUCCUUCUAUGGUCUUGUUCGAAACAUAGCAGCAGAUUUACCUUGUCGGGCUUUGUGUGAGUAAAGCAGUCGCCUGCUUUUGACGUCGGGUUGUUUGAAUCUGUAAAUUUAUUGAUGAGAAGUGUUGGGCAAAAAGCGUCUGCUUUGCUUGAGGAUUUGGCGGGUUAUCUUCUUUCAGUUGUCUUUGUUUAAAGGGAUCCGUGGAGCAGCAGCUUUUGUACCUUAGUUUCUCUAAAUUCCACAUGGGAUUGAGUCUGCCCUAUUUCCAGAUCCCAAAUUGGUUGCAAUUUCAAAACCCUAGCCUUUGUCCUAUGUAGUAUGUACAUGGUUGUUGGUUGUGGCAACGGCGUUGUUGUUGUUGUUGUUGUAGUUCUAGACUUGUAGUCAUUCCAAUAAUUCAUCCUGUUCCUCAAGACCUUAAGUUCGGGCUUCAUUGAAACCUUCGUAAUAAGGAUAUUAUUGGAAAACUUGGCCCCGGUUUUUAGGGUUUCAAACUCUACACUUCCUGUUUUAAGUUUUUGUCAUUGUUGUGGAAGCCAUACCUGCUCUUUCAUCUCGGGGAGGAAAGGAGUCUUUCACGACGGAGCCUAAGAUCAAGUGAUUAUCUUGAUUUCUACUGUGAAAAGAGCCCCCUUAAAGAUUUGAGCAUGAGUCGAUCCUCUUCGCGAAGCGAUUAUUACAAACCUGAUGGUGUGAGGAAGCGGUUAGUGACAACUUCAUCUCCCUCCAGCAGGUAUGAUCAGGAUAAAUCUAUUGAUGCCGAUGGUCGAGACAACUUGAGGUUGGUACGCAAGCGUACUGAUUACGAUUAUGAUAGCUUCGAUAGAAGGAAAGGAUUGGGUUCUGGGUUUGAUAGGUAUGCAGGUAGAGAAGGCUACAACAGUGGAGGAGGUGGUAGCAGUAGUUGUGGAGUUAGUGCUGAUCGAACCAUUCAUCGAUCAGAGAGUUUCUCAGGGUCCCGGAGGGAGUUCCCCAAAGGAUUUAGGUCAGAGAGGGACCGCUCCCGAAGAGAAGGGAGUGUGUCUUCAUGGAGGAGGUUUGGCAGUGAGAGCAAGGAUUUUGGGGAGGGCAGAGGGAGCAGAAUUGGGAAUGAGGAGAGAAUGGCUUCUGCAGCUAGGUUUUCUCCUAAAGGUUUGAGGGAGAUCAAGUCGCCAACUUGGUCUCGAGACUCAGGUAGCGAGCAGUCAAAGAUAUUCAGGGGCAGCGAUAGGGAUGAAGGAAAGGGCAGGUCUUCAACUUCUAAGUCGAGGUCAUCCCCUACAUGGUCAAAAGAGUCAGGCAGUGAACAAUCAAAAAGUGUGGAGGCGGGGAAGAAGAGUGUUGAAGUUGAGGCAAUAAGUGCUGAAGUUGGAACACGGAGUGUUGAAGUGGAGAGGUGGAAUGUUGAAAUGGAGGUAAAGAGUAUCCAGACUCGCAGCAGCACUGAGAUGGAGGAAGGUGAGCUUGAGCCAGAGCGUGACUCGAAUCAGGAGGUUGUACAUGAAGAUGAGAAUGGAGUUGAAAAGCUACGAGUAAAUGAUGCCAAGUCGGAUGUGGAGGUUGACACUGGAGUGAAUGAACGAGAGGAUGAAGUAGCCAAAACUGAUGAGCCACAGAAAGCUAGUAUGCCUGAGAUGAAUGAUGUGGAUAAGGCAGGUGUCAAGAUGUCAAAUCACGAGAGCAAUGUGAAGAAGGAAAACAGCCUUUAUGUUGAUGGGCUCAAAGGUGAGGUUUCUGAAGGAACUGAGGAUGUCAUGAAUUUGGAGCAGCAGAGUGAAUGCAAGGAGGGGAGUGGUCAAGCUAAGUCUAUGAAGGAAGCUGUGGACUUGAAUAGAAAGAGUACAGAGGGGAAUGUAUUCAAUCUUGAGGCUAAGAUGGCGGAAGCUGAUGUACAAGAGUCAAAAGUUGAAGUGGUUGGGGACAAUGCAGGGGCUGAACUUAAUGCCAUUUUUGUCACUCAGAAUUUGGCUCAGAACUUGAAAAGUAAAGGUAAGAAUGUGGUUGUUUCAACUGCACAUGUGACUGAUGCUCCGUGGACAGAAACAGAACUAAGUGCCCCUUCUUUUGGGGGUAGGGACGAUGAUAUGGAGGGACCGAGUAUUCGGGGAUUUGAGCUGUUCAGUAACUCUCCUAUUAGGAGAGUGGAGAAAGAGGAGCACUCUGGUGCUAGCAAACAGAAAGAUGAAAGGCUCGUUUUAGAGCCACUCGAUCUCUCUCUCAGCUUACCCAAUGUACUGUUACCAAUUGGAGCUUCCAAAGAUACUACACAAGCCCCUUGCUCUCCUAGCCAGACAAGAAGUUUUCAGUCUUUCAGCACAUUCCGGACAAACUCUGAUGGAUUUACUGCAUCAAUGUCUUGUUCUGGAUCACAGUCGUUUUUUCACAACCCAAGCUGUUCACUAACUCAUAAUUCAUUGGAUCUCGACAAUUAUGAACAAUCUGUUCACAGCCGUCCCCUAUUUCAGGGAAUUGAUUGGCAGGCCCAGAAUCAAAAUGAUUCAAAGAACAAGGAGAGUUCGUUGUACCAGAAAAUUUUGAUCAAUGGUAAUGGAUCUCUACAUCAGAGUGUGCCGAAUGGUCAAGCAGUGAAUGGAAGCUUUAAAACGUCAGAUGGAAAUGGUCUUGGACGACAGAUGAGUUUGCAUAAGCAGUUAUCUGGGGUCUCGGCAAGGAACUAUGAUGACACUAGAUCCCAGUCCCAGAGCCUCGCUUCUCAAGAUAUGGCCCCUACCUAUAGCUAUGACAAGAAGCAAGCUGCAAGGGGAAAGCAUUCCAGUAGCAUGUACAGGAGUAAUAGUCAGAAAGAAGAACGUUUUUUGAUAGGUGGUGCUGAUUUUGUGGAGACUGUCAUCAGCAGGAUAGUGUCUGAUCCCAUCCAUGUUAUGGCCAGAAAGUUCCAUGAAAUGACAGCACAGUCUGCAUCUUGUUUGAAGGAGAGCAUCUGUGAGAUCAUGCUUAAUGCUGAUAGGCAGGGCCAGUUAUGUGCAUUUCAGUCCGCUCUCCACAACAGAUCAGACUUGACAUUGGAUACCCUAUUAAAGUGCCAUAAGGCACAGCUGGAGAUCCUGGUUGCUUUGAAAACUGGACAUGUGGAAUAUCUUAAAGUGGACAAUGGUGUUGUUUCAUCGUCUGAUUUGGCCGAGGUUUUCUUGAACCUAAGAUGCCGAAAUAUCACCUGUAGGAGUCCUUUACCUGUAGACGAGUGUGACUGCAAAAUUUGUUCAAAGAAGAAUGGGUUUUGCAGCACUUGCAUGUGUCUGGUAUGCUUAAAGUUUGACAUGGCAUCAAAUACUUGUAGCUGGGUUGGUUGUGAUGUUUGUCUUCAUUGGUGUCAUGCUGACUGUGCAUUGCGUGAGUCUUACAUUAGAAAUGGAAGGAGCCCUACAAUUGGGGAAGUUCGAGGGGAGACUACCGAGAUGCAGUUCCACUGUGUUGCUUGUGAUCAUCCAUCCGAGAUGUUUGGUUUCGUGAAGGAGGUAUUUCAGAACUUUGCCAAAGAAUGGACUGCAGAAACAUUGUGCAAGGAGCUCGAGUAUGUGAAAAGAAUUUUUAGUGGUAGCAAGGAUGUGAGAGGGAGACGGCUCCAUGAGAUUGCCGAUCAGAUGCUGGCAAAAAUGGCAAACAAGGCUAACCUUCGACAAGUUCAUAGCUAUAUCACAGCCUUCCUAAAUGAUGGUGAUUCUUCCAAGUUCACAAGUGCUGCUGUUUAUACAACUACUAGUAAGGAACAAGGGAGUGGAAGUAGUAGUGCUGGGCCUAAUCAGGAUGGACAUUGGCGAAAGUCAACUUUGGAGAAUGGUCCUAAACUGGAGAGAUCCUCUAGUCUUCUGCUUCCUACUACUUUUCCUGCUGAUUUGAAUGAUAAACGCCCACUUGAGACUUCCGAGUUGCGAAGAAGUAGUAGCUUGAAAGAGCCAGGUUUUGAUGAGCUGGAAGGCAUAGUGAGAAUAAAACAAGCAGAAGCACAAAUGUUCCAAGCUAGAGCAGAUGAUGCAAGAAGAGAAGCUGACGGCUUGAGACGGAUCGCUACUGCAAAGAAUGAAAAGAUUGAAGGGGAGUAUGCAAGCAGGAUUGCCAAACUGCGGGUCAUUGAGACUGAAGAAUUGCGCAAGCAGAAGCUCCAGGAAUUCCAGACGCUAGAAAGGUCCCACAGGGAGUAUUUUGGCAUGAAGAUGAGGAUGGAAGCGGAUAUCAAGGACCUACUGUUGAAAAUGGAAGCUACCAAACGGAAUCUUGCCAUGUGAUGAAUGAAGCAGCAGAGUGUUUGCGGCCAAGGUUUGCAGUAUCAAUGAUCACAGGAAAAAAGAGAAGGAAGGCAGAACUGUUUAGAGAUGGAUGAACUUGGCUUGUUGGAAUUGUGUAGCAUGCUGACGCCAAGUGGCUGUAGUAGCUUAGCUUUAAUUUGAAGAUGUAGCAGGUAUGUUUGGUCUUUUCCAAUUCACUAGUCUUUCUUGCUUUUCCUUCCGCCCUCCUGCUAACUGUAACCUGUACAGAAUCUGCAAUUUAUCUUUUCUCGCUAUGUUGAUUAGCAGUGAAUGAAUCGGAUGAAAGCAGUUCGUUUGAAAGGGCAACAAGUGAAACAAACAUAGAAACAACCUUUUCCAGCUCUUUUGCUUCCAUUUUAUUCAAGUUCAAUGUGAUUUCUCAAUAGGUGCUUCUUCUCAUCUUCAGCUUUUCCAGAAACCUCAUUUUGCAUGUUUUGGUUGCCUAUAGUCUGCGAUUGAUUGAUCCAGUGAAUGUCAUCCUAUGUUUUGGUUACCUUC